AUGAGCGAGCCGCGCGAAUUUACCCCCGCAGAGAAGGCGAGGGAAGCAAAGCUGCGACAAGACCCCAUCGUCGUUAUCCAUAGCCCCCAGCUUGUCCAAUGUUCUCGCUGCGAGAGGAUGAUCAAGCUGUCUACAAAGAUGGCGUGGGAUCCCGCACAUUGGCAGAAACAUCGCUCGCGCUGCGUUAAGCGAUCAGAGAAGGAGGUUCUCGAGCUCAAGGAGACAAAUCUCGCCGUACUGACUUGCACCUCCGAUGUGAAGCUCGCUCGAACACCGCCCCGGAGGCGGAGGACGGCCAGCCCCCGCACCCCACCGAGUCCCUUAAGUCCCCUUACGCCACCUCCAUCAUCGGAUCGUGGGCUGGCCUCGAAUGGGGAUAUCCCCUCUCCGCUUUCGUCCUGUGAAGACCUUCCCUCCGCUGUUCCCUCUGUUCUCCUCCGAGAUCCCGGCCCCACCUUUGAGGAAUAUCUUCUACGCACACGUCGACGCCUCCCACGCGAUCUUCCGCCCUCGCUGCUCGACAGCUGGCGCGCGUGGACUUGGGCGAAACUGAAGCCCCCAUUUCUGGUCAACCACCAGAGUUCCGAUAUGUCGGAUGACAGUGACGAUGAUUACACUCUUGUGCUCGUUUCCGAUGCCCGGAGCGAUCCCCCACCUCGCCGGCAGGUCUUACCCACACAUCCCGUACCAUCGCGCGCCCCCUCCGUGGGGUACAGCUAA
Molecule: messenger RNA, 720 nt
Organism: Fibroporia radiculosa
Lineage: Eukaryota; Fungi; Basidiomycota; Agaricomycetes; Polyporales; Fibroporiaceae
Exons: 2
Coding region: 1-720 (239 amino acids)
Source: RefSeq, a predicted model, not a curated record